AACACAAGACCCAAAAACCCUCGCCCUAAUUCAUCAAACUCCACACCCUCACAACCCAUCAUAUUCUUGUCACUGCCUCCCGAACAACCCUCACGCCGGAAUCAGUUGCCGAAGACUCACUGCAGCAGAUACAACGGAAUUUGUGAGGGUUGUAGAUGAUGGAUUCUGUAAAGAAACAGGUUUGUUGUGUGAUCUUUGACUUGGAUGGAACCCUUGUAAAUACAGAUGGCCUGGUGAGUGAAGUUUUGAAAGUAUACUUGGUUAAACACAAGAAAAAAUGGGAUGGGAGAGAAGUUCAUAAGAUUGUUGGGAAAACACCAUUAGAAGCCGCAGCUGUUAUUGUUGAGGAAUAUGCGCUCCCUUUGUUGAAAGAAGAUUUGCUAUUAGAGUUUUCCCCGAUGUUCUCUGAUCAAUGGUGCAAACUUAAAGCGCAACCGGGUGCCUAUCGUUUGAUUAAGCAUUUGAUGGGCCAUGGAGUGAAAAUGGCAUUGGCUUCUAACUCUCCAAGAGCUAACAUUGAAACAAAGCUAAGCUAUCAUCUUACGUUGAAAGAGUCCUUUGCAGCCAUUGUUGCUAGUGAUGAAGUUAAAGAAGGAAAACCGUCUCCUGAAAUAUACCUAGAAGCAGCAAAGAGGCUUAAUAUGGAUCCUUCCAAUUGUCUUGUCAUUGAAGAUUCACUACCAGGUAUUUGUGCUGCUAAAGCUGCAGAAAUGGAAGUGGUUGCUGUACCAUCUCUUCCAAACCAAUCUCAUCUCUACACUAUAGCCGACGAGGUGAUCAAUUCACUUCUCGACAUACGUCCUAAAACGUGGGGCCUACCUCCGUUUAAAGAUUGGAUAGAUGGUACUUUACCCAUAGAACCUUGGCAUAUUGGCGGUCCAGUCAUCAAAGGUUAUGGUCGUGGCUCAGAGAUGCUAGGAAUACCAACAGCCAGUUUAUCGGUUGAAGGAUCUGCGGCCAUCCUUUCGGAACAACCUGCAGGUGUUUAUUUUGGUUGGACCAAGUUAUCAACCCGGGGGUUUUACAAGAUGGUUAUGAGCAUUGGUUGGAACCCAUAUAAUAAUACUGAGAAGACCAUAGAGCUGUGUUUGCUUCACAAGUUUGAUGAAGAUUUCUAUGGUGAGGAGUUGCAUCUUGUUAUUGUUGGCUAUAUUCGGCCCGAGGCUAACUUAAAACACGAAGACGGUGAACUUGUUGAGAAGGCACUUGAACUUCCUUUAUAUGCCAAGUACAAAGACGAGGAAUACUUCAACAGCAUUUCGAGACCUGAUCACCAUAAUCAUUUGUGACCUUCUUUAAAAUCUUAUGCUGCAAAUAGCGACUUGAUGUAAUGAGCAUGUUACAGUUUAUAUAGAAGUUUAUGUUUACUUUCCAACUAAGUUUGUACUGUUUGUGCAUUGACCACCCGGGAUUCCGAAUUAGAAUGAAG
Helianthus annuus (common sunflower) is the source of this 1429-nucleotide messenger RNA. RefSeq names its product bifunctional riboflavin kinase/FMN phosphatase. The coding region runs from base 156 to 1289 and encodes 377 amino acids. The transcript has 11 exons. The record is from RefSeq and is a predicted model, not a curated record. Gene Ontology annotation, biological process: FMN biosynthetic process; riboflavin biosynthetic process. Lineage: Eukaryota; Viridiplantae; Streptophyta; Magnoliopsida; Asterales; Asteraceae. Gene Ontology annotation, molecular function: riboflavin kinase activity.